AUGGAAGCCCGUCUGCAGGGCAACACUCAGUUCUACCACGGGGUCAACGGAGGUGGCGGUCGAAGCUCCAGGCCAGGCGAAGAUGAUACGCUGCGGUACCUGAGCCAGGAGGAGCGGGAGUGCCUCAAGUUCUUCGAGAAGACCAUCGAGUCCUUGGAUGAGAGCCAUGAGCCAGUUGAUGGACACCCAACCUCGGAUCCCAUUGUUUCCUCUCACUUGGCCAGACAUCACAGUGCCAAAGACCAGGAUAUCAUAUACCUGGUCCGCCCAGAACCGGACCUGGUGCAGACCAAAGACCCAAUCUUCAAUCCCACCAGUCCAGAUUUUAAUAGUAUGAUGCAGAACCCUCAAAGCCACUUCGAGAUGAAGCCAAGGCGUGACAUGAUGGACAGCUUGCCUUCAGAGUACAACCCUCCACUACCAAGUGGCAGCUAUGGACAGACAGACAACCCUUCUUCCUACCAUCCCCCAGGCUGUAUCCCCACCCCGGUCCUGAUUGCCCAGCAGAUAGCAGAUAACAAGGGAGGUGGAACCUCUAACUUCCACCCCUCCUCAUUCCUCCGUAGUCAUGGACAUGAGUCCGACAAGCCACCGAACCCCGGCGGCGAUCUUCCUGUUAGACAUGGUCCUCCUACCUCUGCUAAACCCUCCCGCUUCCCGGCUAACAUCAGCGUGAUCCACGGCAACAAGGAGCACCAGAACCAGCCAGUGAGUAAUGUGAACAUCAAUGAGAGACGGGCGCAGAUGCUGGCGAACCUAUCGGGAACGUCAAACCCUCUGCUGGACGAAGAGACUCCUCAGCCGGCUGCGGAGCCGAGGGCUCCAAAUACUCCCACUCGCAGCAUUUCCUUCAAGGACCCCUCACCAGACAAAUCCAGGAUGGAGGCCCUGUCUAAGCUGGGCCUGAACAGGAACCGAGCCAUGUCCGGGGGUAUGUCGCUCCUCGCCGUCGCUGGGGGCACUUUGCCAAAUCCUCCCACAGAUGCUGAACCCAGCGCCAAACCUCUGGAGGCCAGUGCACCCCCAGCAACAGACACCACCAUCAAAUUGCCAGAAGCCAAUGUUACGCCGCCGCGCCAGAGUCAGAUACCCGUUGACAGAAAACCAGAGAUUCUGCAGUCAGAGUCUCUCAGGAGGUAUGACGAAAGAAACAAACAACUGCUCCACUUGCCUCCAGCAGUCAGCCAAAGCAGCUACUUCUCCCCACCUCCUUUGGACGACAAGGCUUCUUUCCCCCCUCCGUCUGAAGUCACAUCACUGGAGUUAAACAGCUACGGGGGGAAAUCUAUCGUGGUCAACCCUUCUGUCUCAACCAGGAGCGAAUCUACAACUCCAUCUAGCCAUGAACCCAAAGUCCUUCCAACUGCGGUGGCUAACCCCAGCGAGUUCAACCACUACGGAGGAAAGACCAAGGUCAUGACCCCUUCUCCCGCAGCCAUGACCGGGAGCGACCUCCCGGACAUCCUCAGCUCCCAUAUCGACAAGAGACAAACUUUGCCCGCCAAAUCAGAGGUGCUGCCCACCGAGCUCAACAGUUAUGGGGGAAAGAGCCGAUCCUUCAACCCCACCACCGGGUUAAAUCGCCCUUCAGACAGCCAGGCAAGGAGUUUCAAAGCUCCAGCCCCAACCCCGGCCCCAAGACCUACUCGGAACUCCUACCACAGUGGCGUUACCAUCCAGAAACCAGCGCCACGAGCCUUGUCGCCUGAACACCGGCGGAGAUCCAGCUCCCAGUUUCGUCCACAAGGAAUCACGGUGCAGUUUUCCGGACGGGGGCCGAUGGACGAAUCGCGCAGGGAUGCGUUGAGGAAGCUGGGUCUGUGGAAAGAGUCUUGAUGAACUCUUGGUUAAAUCAAGUCCCAAAACCCUGUUGAGCCUGAAUCUCUGGUGUGUACCUGCUGGUGGAGGUGGAAUGUGAGAAGUUUCCCAAUGUAUGUCUGAAUGCGAGGUGUGGUUGGAAAGAAACCUACUCUUACAAAGGAAUGGAGACAGAUCCUACUAUAGACCUGCACAGCCAGUUCUUACUUCCUGGCCAUAAAAAAAACUGACAAACGAUUGUGACACGGUGCAACUGUUGCAAAGACUAAAGUUUGGACAGAUAAACUGCUUCAUGUUGCCUCCGAUCCAAGACAUUGUAUACCUCUACAGAAGAUAUUUGGGAGCAAAUCGAUGCUGUAAAGAGAAGAAUCAUCUUCCUGCAGGAAUCAAAAAACUUUUGGUUUGACACAAACACGCCUCAUUUUAAAACUGGGUCCCAUUUCCUAAAAACCUCUUCUAGUAAAGGGCUGGAAAUAUUUAAUAGUUAUGUUAUUGUCAACAAAUUCCAAUGAAAGGACCAAAACCAACAAUG
Anoplopoma fimbria (sablefish) is the source of this 2350-nucleotide messenger RNA. RefSeq names its product proline and serine-rich protein 2. The record is from RefSeq and is a predicted model, not a curated record. The transcript is spliced from 3 exons. Bases 1 to 1836 code for a protein of 611 amino acids. Lineage: Eukaryota; Metazoa; Chordata; Actinopteri; Perciformes; Anoplopomatidae.